Molecule: messenger RNA, 708 nt
Organism: Prunus armeniaca (apricot)
Lineage: Eukaryota; Viridiplantae; Streptophyta; Magnoliopsida; Rosales; Rosaceae
Source: the annotation of a GenBank genome assembly
AUGAGCAGGGCACCAUUGUUGUCAAAACCACUUCCCGAGGAAGUUCUCCUCUUCUCCCUUUCGGUAUCAAGCACUGCCGUUAGUUCGGUAUUGAUACGGAUGCCGGAGAAAGCAGAGCUUCCAAUUUUUUAUGUCAGCAAGGCUCUUCAAAGCGCGGAACUUCGGUACCCACCCUUGGAGCAGCUGGCACUUGCCCUUGUUGUCUCGGUACGAAGGCUCCACCCAUACUUCCAAGCACACGAAAUCACGGUACUGACCAAUCAGUCCCUUCAGCAGGUACUUCAAAAGUCAGAAACGUCCGGGAGGUUGGUCAGGGGGGCGAUCGAGCUCGGAGAAUUUGACAUACAGUUCAAGCCAAGGCCUGCAGAGAAAGGUCAAGCCGUCGCCGACUUCAUCUCCGAGCUCACAUCUGCGCCGUUGGAAGCACUCUGUCCGAACGAUGUUAUUACAGAACCAAGAAACAUGGAUGCCGAUCGUAUUGAUCAUUCGGUACCUCUGUGGAUCUUGCAUAUCGAUGGCUCGGCAAACCAACAAGGCUGUGGAGCUGGUUUGGUGUUGACUACUCCAGACGGGUGCAAAGUCGAAUAUGCCCUCCGAUUCAACCUCAGAACCUCUAACAACGAGGCGGAGUAUGAGACUCUCUUGGCGGACCUUCGGCUAGCCAAGAGCAUGAGCGCCAAACAAAUCAGCAUUCACAGUGACUCCUAG